Messenger RNA from Leptidea sinapis, 918 nucleotides. Its product is annotated as mitochondrial import inner membrane translocase subunit TIM14. Bases 403 to 762 code for a protein of 119 amino acids. The record is from RefSeq and is a predicted model, not a curated record. Gene Ontology annotation, molecular function: ATPase activator activity. Lineage: Eukaryota; Metazoa; Arthropoda; Insecta; Lepidoptera; Pieridae. Gene Ontology annotation, cellular component: PAM complex, Tim23 associated import motor. The transcript is spliced from 3 exons. Gene Ontology annotation, biological process: protein import into mitochondrial matrix.
GAACAUACAAGAAAACUUCCAAUGUGAAUCGAUGAAAGAAAACUUGAAGCUGGCGGAUGCAAGGAAUGUGCGAGCCAGUCUCCAAAAAGGAGUGAAAUUACAAAAGGCCAUCUUUGACGUUUUAUUGACUAUAAUUAGUUAUUUACAUCCUCUUUGUUUUACGGAAAUAAAAUGUUGUAUUGUAACUUGUAAGGUUAUGUUAUUGCGACUUGAACAUAGUUUACAUAGUAUUAUUAUUAAUUGGUUGUAUAUCCAAUAAAGCAUCUUAGGCUGUUUUAAUUCUCAAACGGCAAUAAUUUAAUCUAUGUCUUAGCGGUACUAUUAGAAAUUAUAAAUGCAAGAAAAUUUUGUUUCACAAUCUUUUCAUCAGACAAUACAGUACCUAUCUACAAAUAGCAUAAAAUGGGAAGUUCAAUUAUACUAGCAGGGCUGGGUUUGGCCGCAGUUGGAUUUGCUGGUCGAUUUGUUAUGAAGCAAUUACCAAAUGCAUCAAUAAAAUUUGCAGAAGCAGUAAAAAAUUUGCCCAAAUUUGAUGCAGAGAGCCUUGCAAAUUCUAAAUAUUACAAAGGAGGAUUUGAACCAAAGAUGACCAAAAGGGAAGCAGCCCUAAUUUUAGGUGUGAGCCCUACAGCAAAUAAAGCAAAGAUUAGAGAAGCUCACAGGAGAAUAAUGCUUCUAAAUCAUCCAGACAAAGGUGGAUCACCAUUAUUGGCAGCAAAAAUUAAUGAAGCCAAAGACAUAUUAGAUAGCGGAAAGUCAUGAGAAUGAUGAUAGCACACAGACUUCCUAAUAGAAUUUAAUAGUAACCAUAUAAACUAGUAACUAGUGGAAGUUUUAAAAAUUCGUGAACACACUAACAUUUUAAUGUCUGUGAUUAUUAAAACUAUAGUUACAAUAAAAUAUUUUAUUUUGUCAGUA